AUGGCUGUCAUUACAUCGAGCCUUGACACACUAUCCCUUGAUAGAGUAUAUUCUAUGCUGGUUGAUGAAGAGACACAAUUAGUUGGCUUCGAUUCGCAACCUGAGAAUUUCCCUACAAGUACUAAUGUUUCUCAUGGACAAAUUUAUGGUAGAUCUAUUGGAUCUGAAAAUCUCAUGAAUUCAAGCAGGAAUCAUCAACAGUGCGUGGUGGUAGAGGUCGAGCACGGCUGCAAUGUCAGUUAUGUGGAUGAUUCGAGCAGUGCUAACUAUGUUAAUCUUGAUAGUGUUACUUGUACGUGUUGUGCUAAUAAGUCAGGAACCAGUUCAGUGGCUACACAGGGUGCUGCAUUUCCUUGUACAAAUGUGACAUCAGCUCGUGCUAAGUGGAUCAUGAACUCGGGCGCGAUGCAUAAUGCCACUCUAGAUGCUGCUCAUAUAAACUAUUCCACUGAUCUUGAUGGACUAGGUAAUCUCGUGGUUGGAAAUGGUUCCUCUCUUAGUGUUCAAUUAGUAGGUCAAUCUAUAUUACGAUCAUCUUCUCAAACAUUGCUACUUACUGAUCUGUUGCAUGUUCCUGAAAUAACUAAACACCUUCUCUCCGUGUCAAAGCUUGCUAAGGAUAAUCACGUGUUCUUCGAGUUUCAUGCUGAUACCUGUUGUGUGCGAGAUGAAGUAACAUGCCAUGUACUUCUUCAAGGAAGGAGAUUAGGUCAUCCAACAUUUUCAACUUUGAAAUUGGUUUGUAAUUCAAUUACUGUUGAUAUUCCAAACAAUGUGAAUCAGUUGUGUGUUGCUUACUGUUUGGAUCUUUGGGGACCCUCGCCUGAGCCCUCAGCUGGGUUUCGGUAUUACAUAUCUUUUGUAGAUGCCUGUACUAGGCAUACAUUGUUCAAACACAUGGUUGAGACUCAAUUCUCACUACCAAUCAAAGCUAUACAAAGUGAUUGGGGUGGUGAAUAUAGAAACUGGAAAGAAGAGUUAGCUCAUGCAGGAGUUUUGCAUAGAGUCACUUGUCCUCACUUGUCUGAGCAAAACGGAGUUGUUGAGCCUGUUAAACAAGAUAGUUCUCAUCACGUGGUAUCAUCUCCACGAACAACAUCGUUAGAGGGUAUUCCUCGAAGACAUAAUGUAUAUCCUACUACAGUGGAACCAAUUUUGGAACAUUCUGGAGCAUCUUCUCAAGCAAGCCAUGCUGAGAAUGAAGUGAGUCAUAAUGAUGAACUGGAUCAUUUUCUUGAAUUUUUAGAUCACUCGACUGAAAAUUCACUCAUGACUAGUCCUCCUUUGGUUAGUGCUGAAGGAGUAAAUGAGUCUGUUCAAAAUUCAGUCGAGGAUGCGAGUGUUCCUGAUCAGGUACCACUAACUAACACUCACCCUAUGGUUACUAGAAGCAAGCAUGGCAUUUUCAAGCCUAAGGUGCUCCUUGCUAUGGAAGAUACUGUUAUACCUACAGAUAUUCAUCAGGAUAUGAAGUCAAGUAAAUGGACCUCUGCUGUGCAUAAUGAACUUGCUGCUUUACAACGAAAUGGAACUUGGACAUUGGUUCCGUUACCAAUUGGACGAACAACAGUUGGUUGUAAAUGGCUAUUUAAACAGAAAAAAAAUCCCGAUGGCUCGAUUCAACGUUACAAAGCCAGGUUAGCAGCAAAAGAUAUAACAAACAAGUGGCCACUACGACAUGUAGAUGUUAACAACGCCUUUCUCCAUGGUGAUUGGAAUGAGGAAGUCUUUAUGCAACAGCCGCCUGGAUUUGAGCAGUUGGCUGAGGAUGAAACUAAGCUUGUAUGUAAGCUUCAUAAGGCUUUGUAUGGGCUGCGUCAAGCACCCAGGAACUGGAAUAACAAACUGAAAGAUAGCCUGCUACAGAUGGGAUUUCAAAUGUCAAGGGAAUAUGCAUCUUUGUUCAUUUCACUUGCUCAAGGGGAAGUUACCUAUAUACUUGUCUAUGUCGAUGAUAUUGUGAUCACUGGUCAAUCAGUUACUGCAAUUGAACGAGUGGUUCAGUCACUCAAACUGAAUUUCUAA
Molecule: messenger RNA, 2025 nt
Organism: Hibiscus syriacus
Lineage: Eukaryota; Viridiplantae; Streptophyta; Magnoliopsida; Malvales; Malvaceae
Exons: 7
Coding region: 1-2025 (674 amino acids)
Molecular function (GO): nucleic acid binding
Source: RefSeq, a predicted model, not a curated record